Molecule: messenger RNA, 1899 nt
Organism: Thyridium curvatum
Lineage: Eukaryota; Fungi; Ascomycota; Sordariomycetes; Thyridiales; Thyridiaceae
Exons: 4
Coding region: 1-1899 (632 amino acids)
Biological process (GO): transmembrane transport
Cellular component (GO): membrane
Molecular function (GO): dipeptide transmembrane transporter activity
Source: RefSeq, a predicted model, not a curated record
AUGGCUAAGGUUGACGCGCCCGCCGAAAAGUCGGCCAUUGGCGAAAAAUCCGCCGGUCCGGCUGCGGUGGAGCCCCAGCCGGUCGCAACUUCUCAGCCCGACACCGUGACUAGCGCCCCGCCCGCGCCCGGGACCGCACCCACCGGAGAGAAGACUUUGGCCGGGCAGGCUGACGGUGCCGAGGAGGUCGGCCGCGUCGUCCAGACAGACAUUCUUCGUGGCCCCAAUGGCGAGAUUUAUCCGACCGCCGAGGAGCUGCUCACCCUUCGUCCUGUCAAAGGCAAGAUUGGGUGGGUCAUCUACACGAUCGCCAUCGUAGAAAUGGUCGAGCGAUUCUCCUACUAUGGGACUACAACUAUCUUCACAAACUUCAUCCAGCACCCUCGGCCCGAGGGCUCACCCUCCGGCGCCGGCUACGAGGGACAGUCAGGCGCCAUGGGCAUGGGGCAACAAGGGUGCGAUAUUUACUACUUUAUAUUCAAUACCUACUGGGGCAAGUUUAAGACGAUCAACGUCGGCAUCGCCUCGGCCACGUUCGGCCAUGUUCUCAUUGUCAUCUCUGCCAUCCCUGCAGUCUUGAACAACCAGAGAGGCUCGCUCGCCGCCUUCAUCAUCGGCCUUUUAUUCUUCGGCGUCGGGGUCGGUUUCUUCAAAGCCAACAUAUCUCCGCUGAUCGCCGAACAGUAUGAGGCAAAAGCCCCGCGUGCUACCGUCCAGACGCUUCCGAGUGGCGAACGCGUGAUCGUGGACCCCCACAAGACAUACGCCAUCAUCUAUAUGCGUUACUACUUUUUCAUCAACAUCGGCGUCUUGUUCGGCCAAGUUGCCAUGGUCUAUGCCGAGAAGUACGUCGGCUUCUGGCUCGCAUAUCUUCUGCCGACGAUUCUCUUCUUCCUCUGCCCCAUUGUCAUGGUCGUGUGCCGGAACAAGUACAUCAAGAACCCGCCGACUGGGUCAGUCGCCAGCAAGGCUACCGGUCUCUGGGCACUGGCAAUGAAGAAGCACUGGUCUUGGAACCCCGUAAGGACUGUUCGCAACAUGCGUUCUGCUGACUUCUGGGAAGCGGUCAAGCCCAGCCGGCUCGGUGACAAUAAGCCCGACUGGAUGACAUUCGACGACAACUGGGUAGACGAGGUCCGCAGGGGUUUCUGUGCCGCGAAGGUCUUCUUGUUCUAUCCAAUCUUCUGGCUUGCAGCCACUAUGAGGCUUGACGGCUUUCCCAAUGACCUAGUUAACAACCUGGAUCCCAUUGCCCUGCUUAUUUUCAUCCCCCUGUUCGACAAAUUCUUCUACCCCUGGAUGGACCGGGCGCGCAUCCGUGUGACCCCUAUCCGCAAGAUCGCCGUUGGUUUCAUCAUGGCCGUUCUCGCAAUGAUCGUCGCCACCCUGAUUCAACACUAUAUCUACGUGCAAUCCCCCUGCGGCACCAAUGCCAGCAGCUGCGACACUCCCCCAGAUAUCUCCGUCUGGGUCCAGACCCCGGCGUACGUGCUGAUCGCCUUUUCCGAGAUCGGGGCCUCUAUCACCGGUCUGGAGUACGCUUUUACGAAGGCUCCCAAGAAUAUGCGCGGCCUCGUGACCGGCUUGUUCUGGUUUGCCCAAGCCUUCAGCGCGGCUCUCGCCCAGGCGUUUGUCCCAUUUGCCAAAGACCCUCUUCUGGUCUGGCUGUACACGACAAUUGCAAUCAUCACCACCCUGGGCGGUAUAGGCUUCUGGAUCACAUUUAGGAAGCUCGACAGGGAGGAGGAAGAGCUCAACGCGCUGCCCGACAGUGUCUUUGUGGGCAAGCAGAACAAGGAGGUCAUCGAUAUCGAAGCUGCCAAGGCGGCCGAGAUGGAGCAGCAGAAGCUCAGGCACAUUCAGGGCCUCGACAAGCGUCUCCAGGAGACUGCACACUAA